UAGUAAAAAAAUCACGUUUAGAAUUGUGGCGGUGAAAUAGGAAUACGGAGUGUUUUGUUGUGUAAAGAAAAAGUGUGUUUUGUAGUUGGAAAUUCCAAUCGGAGAAGAAGAAGAAUGAUGGUGAAAGGUAUCCAGGUUCAACUAUGCGAAUUUGUUACCCAACGCUGGACUCUAAAACCUAGAACUUCCAUUUCAAUAUCAUCACUCUGCCCAAUUUCACACCCUUAUCUUUCUCUCAAACUCCUUCCCACGCACACCACACCUCGCACCACUCGAUUUUCACCGUUUCGUGCUUCCUCAUCGCUUCAAUCUUCCGGAAAUGUUCUUAGUAUCAAGUUCUGUCAGUGGUGUGGUGGUUCAACCAAACACGAUAUACCCGAGGGAGAAGAAAAAUUGAGAGCUAUAUGUACACUUUGUGGCAGGAUUGCUUAUCAGAAUCCCAAAAUGGUAGUGGGUUGCCUCAUUGAACACGAUAGCAAGGUCCUCCUUUGCAAGAGGAAUAUUCAACCAUCUUACGGUCUUUGGACGCUUCCCGCUGGUUAUUUGGAAAUUGGAGAGUCAGCUAUGGAAGGUGCCGUAAGGGAAACAAGGGAGGAAGCAAAUGCAGAUGUAGAAGUAAUUUCUCCCUUUGCUCAGUUGGAUAUUCCUUUAAUUGGCCAAACGUACAUGAUAUUCUUAGCAAAGCUGAAGAAGCCCCAUUUUUCACCUGGUCCAGAGUCAUCAGAAUGCCAACUUUUUUCACUUGAUGAUAUACCUUUUAAUUCUCUGUCCUUUUCAUCAAUGGUGGUUACCUUGAGUUUGUAUAUUGAGGAUAUGAAGGCUGGCAAGCCCAAAUUUCAUUAUGGAACCAUUAACAAAAGGCCGGGUACAAGUCCUUCUGAUAGUCAUGCCUACACACUGGAUCAUCACAUGCACACAUGAGCCAUGAUAAGAUUGCAGUGAAGUCUGGAUAUUUGAAGAUUCUUAUUAGAAGAAUUUUAAAUUCUGCUAGCCUGAAGAUUACUGUAUCUUCUGCAAAGACCUGAGCAUUGCUGGCUUAAAUUUACCACUGUCAAAAGAUAAACAGACAUGUUUCGAUUCAGGAAACGACCUGAACACAUUACUACAUCAGGUCACAUGUGCUUGAUGCAAUUUAUUAUGUCCAGCAAAUUCCUCUAGGAUUCUUAGUUUGAUAGGCUGUUGCAAUUGUAAAAGUAAGACUGACACUUGUGUGUGGCCUAAUGGCAUCCACCAAAAUUGUAAACAUGAUCAUUCAUCAAUAGAAAUGAAAUUCUUUUGUUUUGUUGUUGAA
This is a messenger RNA of Medicago truncatula (barrel medic), 1291 nucleotides long. RefSeq names its product nudix hydrolase 23, chloroplastic. The coding region runs from base 115 to 921 and encodes 268 amino acids. The transcript has 8 exons. Gene Ontology annotation, molecular function: hydrolase activity. The record is from RefSeq and is a predicted model, not a curated record. NCBI's taxonomy places the organism in Eukaryota, Viridiplantae, Streptophyta, Magnoliopsida, Fabales, Fabaceae.